AUGACGAACCAAGAGAGUGGUCCGGACCAGGAGAACACAGUGACUAUCCUCCUCCUCGGAGACCCAGGAUGUGGUAAAACGACAUUCUUAUCAGCAUUGAAACAAGGGCGCGGGAGGCUAAAUGGAAAUGGAUCGCAUACCCAACCUGAGCUCCUACGAGACAGCGACCAGCCUUUCCUUUAUGAUAUCCGUUUCUCAAAGAAGUCCUUUGGCCUCGUGUUAUACGAUACUGCAUGUCCCAAUCAGCACUGGUCUACAUUGAAGCCGGAUGUGGUGCUUCUAGCUUUUGAUAUAUCCAACAGAGAUAGUUUGACCAAUCUCAGAACAUGGCGACACGACAUUAUCCGGUACUUCCAACAUGGUCAGGGGGAACGGAUCCCCGUCAUGAUGAUAGGCCUGAAAAGGGACUUAAGAGUAGAAGGCGAAGGUAUCAUCUACCCACAAGAAACAUAUGGGAUCGCACAAGAGCUCCGGUGCGAUCGCUACGCAGAGUGUUCUGCUGUCACGGGAGAACUUUUGGCAGAGACGUUCGAGGAUCUAGCGAGGCUUGCAGGUAUGACAACUACGGAUCGUGGGGGGCAGACUCAGGGUGGCUGUAUAGUUCUUUGA
Messenger RNA from Aspergillus nomiae NRRL 13137, 609 nucleotides. RefSeq names its product putative Rho-like small GTPase. The record is from RefSeq and is a predicted model, not a curated record. The coding region runs from base 1 to 609 and encodes 202 amino acids. The transcript has 4 exons. Gene Ontology annotation, molecular function: GTPase activity; GTP binding. Gene Ontology annotation, biological process: small GTPase-mediated signal transduction. Lineage: Eukaryota; Fungi; Ascomycota; Eurotiomycetes; Eurotiales; Aspergillaceae.